This is a messenger RNA of Caenorhabditis elegans, 1003 nucleotides long. RefSeq names its product G-protein coupled receptors family 1 profile domain-containing protein (gene srsx-29). The coding region runs from base 56 to 1003 and encodes 315 amino acids. Gene Ontology annotation, biological process: G protein-coupled receptor signaling pathway; signal transduction. Gene Ontology annotation, molecular function: G protein-coupled receptor activity. NCBI's taxonomy places the organism in Eukaryota, Metazoa, Nematoda, Chromadorea, Rhabditida, Rhabditidae. The record is from RefSeq and is marked reviewed. Gene Ontology annotation, cellular component: membrane. The transcript is spliced from 6 exons.
AUACUUCAUAUUGAAUAAUUUCUCCUUCAAAAAUACUCCUUUUUAUAAAUUUGUGAUGUUUUCGCAUAUUCAUCCAUUAAUUUUGCCUCUUGCCUUUUUCUUUUUUAUCAACUCCACCAUAGGAGUUAUUGGGAAUGGAAUCAUGCUCAUCUGUUUUUUCAGAACAAAACGCCUUCGUUCUCCAUGUCAUAUCCUCAUUAGUCUAACAUGUAUUUGUGAUUUAUUACAUCUUUGUGCUCAGUUUGUGUACUGCGUGCAUCUUUUUGGAAACAUGACAAGUUCACAAGCACAGUGUUUCUACAUGUUGACAAUUCCAUUGUCUGGUGUUGGGGCUUCUGGUCCGUUGAUCUUGGCAAUGGGGGUUGAUAGACUGAUUGCUGUGAAAUUUCCAACAAAGUAUCGACUGUUCCAACAAGAACCCAAGCAUUAUAUUCUUGGCCAACUUGUAUUUCCAAUCGCGUACACGGCUAUUCUUCUCUAUUACGGAUUCGCAAAUAAAAUAGUUGAUGAGAAACUACAAGUCGCAUGUGCAGUACCCCUUGCAUUAAUGGGAACUUCCUUUCAGUUUUUCACUUAUUCAAGCGCCUUGAUUUAUUUUUUGGUAGUUAUCGUGUACGGGAUUGUUUAUUUUCUUUUGAAAUCGAAUCAAGCAAGUGCCAGAUUCAAAAGUGUUUUCCGUUCAAUAUUGGUAACUGUUGGUUUUGUUUUAUUCGGUUGGGUAACGACAACUCUAACAAAUACAUUAUCUUAUGAAAUAACUUCUGUUGCAUUCACUGCUCAAUUAAUGCAAAUGUAUGCUGGAAUUACAGUAAAUUUUGCAGCGGCUUCAAAUGCAUUCAUAUUUUAUGCGAUAAAUUCCGAGUAUCGGGAAGUCAUCAAAAGUCUUUUUGGAUGCAAAAACAAAACAAAUACGCCUGCAUUUGAAGCAUCAAGCACAAUGGUUUCGGUAUCAAAAACGUCUAAAAUUCAGAGAAGAAAAUCGACGAUGGCUUCAAUAAAUUAA